AUGGGCUCUUUCAUCAUUUGGAUCAAGAAAGUUAUCCCAAUUGGGAUUCUACUUAUGAAUAUCUGCAAAACAGAUGUAUCACUGGAUGAAGUAGAGUCAAUUCUGCAAUUUGAAAUUUCAGCGAAUUCUUCACAGGUUAAAGUAAACCCGGAUGGGCCCCUUAACUUUCUGCGUGGAUUAAUUUAUCAUAAGAUGCAGUGCAUGUACAACAAAAGAUUUUUUGCCCCGCAGAUUGACAUAGAGUACUCUGUGCAGGAGGAUAUAAGCGAGUUUGGCGCAUACCCGAACUAUAAAUACACCAGAAGCACGCAAAGAGACAGAGCAUACAAAACACAGUCCACUAAUAAGAUGGAUAUGUACACUGAAAAGUACCAUAAUCAUCUGAUUGAGCUGUUUCCAUCCCCCACUAGAGAAAUAACCAUAGAGACACGAGGGAAUCAGUCCUUUAUUCAAUUCCUUCGGGCUGAGACAACAGAGAAGCAUGCACUGCAUAUUCUGGCUAUGCUGCUUCUUUUUUCAGAAGGAGUAAAUAUUCCCAUUAGAGCCACUAACAUAAUACUAGAAGUAUAUGAAUUGGACCGAAUUAAAUUAUACUUCAGCGUUCCCAUGAAAAUCCCAUGGAUGAAUCCUGUAACAAAAGAAAUAGAAAUGUUCUCCCAAAAGAAAGUUAGACAAAUGAUCAGUUUCUUCAAGGAAAACUCAACUAAUUCCGAGAUAUUAAACAUAAUGGUGGACAAGUGCACAAAAGAGGAGGUUAUCUCUGGAAAGUUCCUGGAUAGUCCUAAGUUCCUAAUACAGUCGUACAUAUUCGGGUUCAUAGACACAGAAGAGACUGCAAAAGAGUUUAUACAAAUUGUGCACACAAUGACAGAGAAGUAUGCACCAAAGACAGAAGCACCAAGUAAAGAUGACUUUGUAUACGACAGACUGUUUACGUCUGCUAGUACAGCAACAGAAACACAGUGCAUUGCCUUAAUGAAGGAUACACAGGAGAUCAUAAAUAUGAACAAGGUUUUCCCAUUUAUAGACAGCACACAGAUCCCUGCAUACACAUCUAUUCCUUGGUACAACCGAGAAACAACCUCAUUUUCUACUAACCAUUUAGAAGACUACAGUAACUGUGUGGAGUGCAUGUUUCUUUCCUUUUUCUGCUGUCUGGCAUAUGACCCAGCAGAGGGAAUGUAUCGGACAGAUCACAUGGGAGAUGUCUCUGAAGAACUUAAAGAAUUCUUCUCUCCAGAAAACCAGCCACUUGACAUAAAAAAGACUAAAGUACAGAGAAAGUGGUGCGCACUUAUUUCAGACUUAUACAACCAGAAUGUCGCAUAUUGCAUGAAAGGGAACGAGCUAGACACAGGCCUUCUUAAUAUGCUCAUGGUCAUUUCUGAAAUAGUAAAUGCAUCUAGUGAUGAAAAAGACAUAAUAAUUGGCUUUGCAAAGAGUUUAAAGGAGCAAAAAGAGAAAUUAGAAGAAGAAAUAUGGGAUAAUAUAAAGAAUUACACAAAAGAGUUAUUUACACGCCUAGCUAAGACAGAUAAUGUGCAAAUAGCCUUCUCUGAUCUUGAAAACAUAGAAUAUCCAGAUGGAAGACACGAUGUAAUAGGAAAUAUUUCUAUAGUAUUUGAGCACAACUCCAUUAAGAACCUAGUACUCUUAACUAUAACAAAUAUGCACAGCACUAUUGAAGUAAUACCUGCAGAUAUAAAGGGUACAAAUGAACAGAUAGAAAGAAUGAAUGAAAUAGCAGACUCCUGCAGAAAUAGAACAACAUUCCUUGAAAACUUGUUUUCCGUAUACGCUGACAAUGAAAUCCGAAAGAUUAGUGGGCCUGAGAAGAAUGAUGAGUUUACAAAGGAACAAGUGCGCAAGACCAUUGAGAAUAACUUCACAGAUAUGAAUAGACUAAUGAUAAUAAGGAAAAUCAGUGAUUUCAGUUACAAGAAGGAAUUAGUCACAUUUUCCAGCAUAAACAGUUUAAAUCAACCCCUAUCCCCAGAUCACCCUCUUGUUAGAUUUACCUCCAACCUAGUAGGAAGCACAGAACUAAAUAACCGCAAUAUUCAGAUGGAAAUACUUCCCCCAAUUAUUUUUGCAGGGUGGGAUUCUGAGCCCAGCAGGAAUCUCAACUACCCAAGGAUACAACUGUCAGAGGAAAGACAUAAAACACUGGCUCUGUACUUAGAAGGCAGGCACAUCAGUGAGCAUAUACUAAACUGUGAUAUAUCUAUUAUUAUGUCAUGGAUAGUGUACUGCAUGAACAAUUUACAAUUGCAUGGGACAAGAUUUGAACCAUUACUAACAGGCUCAAUUAAUGGGCACAUUUGCAAGCACAUAUUUAAAAAUGAAAGCAUGAAAUAUUCUGAUAUAAUUGAUGAUCUCUUAGAGCAAGCAUAUCCCAGCAAGAAAGACAAAAUGAUAAGCCGUAUGCACUAUAUAUGGCUCGUAUAUCUUUGUGCUGAGAAGAACCCGAAUACAAAGCUAAUUAAGACAAACUUCCAUGCUAUCCAUGAUUUCCACCAUAUUUCAGUCUCAUGCAAUAGGUAUAUUAAAGAAGGUCCAGCAUGCGAACUUGCUCUUCAAACUCUCAAAAAACUGAAGGAUCUUCUGUGCAGUGAUGAAGAAUCCACCAGUAAGUUCAGCAGAAUUAUAGCCACACUUCAAAAUGAAUACCACAGUGCACCCUCGCAUGGAAGAUAA
Messenger RNA from Nematocida ausubeli, 2697 nucleotides. RefSeq lists its product as uncharacterized. The coding region runs from base 1 to 2697 and encodes 898 amino acids. NCBI's taxonomy places the organism in Eukaryota, Fungi, Microsporidia. The record is from RefSeq and is a predicted model, not a curated record. The transcript has a single exon.